Prorocentrum cordatum is the source of this 1079-nucleotide messenger RNA. The record is from the annotation of a GenBank genome assembly. NCBI's taxonomy places the organism in Eukaryota, Dinophyceae, Prorocentrales, Prorocentraceae.
GCCGUGGCCAGGCCCCUCGCCGCCAAGGAGGAGGAGCUCACGACGACCGAACAGGAGGAGAUCGACAGGCUCGCGAGGAAGAAAAAACCUUCGUCCGUUGAGGAGGCCAGGGGGCAGCUCACUCAAGCUGGCGUGGACUGGAAGAAGGUGACAGCGGGUGACCUCAAGGACAAGCUGCCCGAGGAGACGCUCAAGCGGCUCUUCUCCGCCUACGGAAACACGCUCGGCCAGUGCCCUGACUUGAUGAAGAGGUACAAGGGCUCGGCCAAGUCGGCGGACCAGAAGCGGGAGUGGUUGGCCAGGUUCGCGGUCGAUUGCAAGACCGCGGGCGUGGACCUAGCGGCCAAGAGCGACGCGUCGGUGGGCCGCGUGGAGGCGGACCACAAGGAGUUUAUCUGGAUCACAGAGAACCAGAUGGCGGGCCCGAUGUGCGCCAACUCCAAAGAGGACGCGGCUAUCACGAAGGAAGGCAUGAGCAAGCGCCCCCACGAGGACCCCAACAUGUGGGCCCACAAGAUCUACCAGUACAAGUGGACAUUCAAGAAGGAAGUGGAGAUUAACAGGAAGGAGGAAAAGACCACGAUGUCUGCUGAGGCGGCCAUGAACCCAGACGACUACACCAUGGCGCGGGGGAGGAUGCUGGGCGCAAGCUUCGGAGAUCAGGGGAUCGAGGACGCAACCUACCCAGCGGAGGACAGCGCGGGCAAACCUCGCAAGGGGAAGACGCCCGAGCAGAAGGAGGCCGAUACGAAGGAGAAGGAGAGGCAACGCGCUGAGCUGGAGCGCGAGGGUCCCGAGAAGGCUGCCUUGGAGAAGGCUAAGCAGGAGUUGACCACGGAGAUCGCGAAGACCAAGAGCUGGUGCCGCGUGGCCACUGGUGAACUCGGCGACGUGCCUGCGCUGGCCGCGAAGCUGGACUUCAAGGGUUUCCCUGCGGCCAUGGGCCAGUUCCUCGCGGCGAAGAGAGCGGGGCACGGGAUGAAGGUCAGCGCGCUGAACGACAACGAGUACACCGCAGCGAAGGUGAUCCUCGGCAAGGCCGACUCCACCGUGGACGAGAUCACGCAGUCCAAGAGCAC